AUGGAAGACGUAGAAUUCGUUUCACAGGCAACUUUCGGAGGUGAAGCCGCAGGGGAGCGGGGCUCAGAGAGCCCACCGGAAAUGCGAGGGGAUGCAGGUACGAACUCGGCGGGGGAUCCAGCCAGCGCUGCACAAAGGGCGGAGGCCGAGCCAUUACAACCUGUGCGUGAGCCGCAAGGUCAACCACUGCGUGAAGCGCACGAGCACAACGCAGCGUCUGAAAGUCGCGAAGAGACACAAAACAUCCCCGCGCCCACUCCCACCACGCUAGACGAAAUGCUUGCAGCAAUUUUCAAAUUGAUGCAAGAACAAAGUAGGAAAGCUGAUGAACAAAGUAGAAAAAUUGAUGAACAGAGCAGGAAAACUAAGGAACAAUCAGAAAAGUUAAAUAGGAAACUUGACAAUAAAGAUCAGGCUGUAAGAAGGUUAAAUAAACGAUUUGACGAACAGGAAAAGAAAUUACAAGGGCAGUCACUUAAGCUAGAACAACUAGAAAAACGCGUAGGUACGUUAGCGGCAAAAAAUAAAAAGAGCAACGAAGAUGUGCAGACCGAAAUUGGCCAGGUACGCAAAGAUUUUGACAAGUCCUGA
Molecule: messenger RNA, 591 nt
Organism: Schistocerca piceifrons (Central American locust)
Lineage: Eukaryota; Metazoa; Arthropoda; Insecta; Orthoptera; Acrididae
Exons: 1
Coding region: 1-591 (196 amino acids)
Source: RefSeq, a predicted model, not a curated record